GCUACCGUCAGCCCUGAGUAAUUUGCACCGAUGGUCUACGAUUUGUGCUUGCACCGAGCCGGCUAUCGCGACCGGUUACGCGUGUGUCCGAGGAAAACGUGUCCGGGGAUUGGCAGCUGCGACUGGCAGCGACGUGGUGGGAACGAGGCAUGGUGGCUGCCCGAGCGACGUAUAAAGAUCCUCGUCGCGAUCACCGCCAACUUAUUCCCCGACGUCGUCCAUCGGCUUCGUUUCGGUCACGCGCCGUUCAUCGCUCGCACCGUCCAGUCGAACGGAUCCGCGAAGUGAUCGGAACACGUCCCCCGAAAACGUCCCAAGCGAAAAGAUCAGUCUCGCAAGACCCUCCACCGGAAAUCGCGCGACGACCCACUGACAAUCGAGGUGGUGAAUUCUGUGCACUGAAAAGAAAACGGGAUGCCGACGUGUGACUGCCAGAAUAGAAGUCUGGACGAGUCGGAGGAGCAUGUUUGCUCGCUGAAGCCGCCGGUGGAGAAGGACAAGGCCAAGGAGCCCAGAGAGAACGUCAAUCCGGUUAGGUACAGCGAUGGCUCCGUACGAUUACGAAAUCCCAAUAUCGAACUUAUGGAUCAGGACAUAUUGUAUCAUCUCGCACUCGGCAGCGGCUCCCACGAUCUGGUUGAGAUGUUUGGUGACGUCAAGUUUGUCUGCAUGGGAGGAACGCCGAAGAGGAUGGAAAAUUUCGCUAACUACAUCAUGAAGGAGAUAGGUCACAAGCUACCAGCCGGGACGACUCUUCUCGACAUCACCAAAAAUUCCUACCGCUAUUCAAUGUACAAAGUCGGCCCGGUCCUGUCUAUCAGUCACGGAAUGGGUAUACCUUCGGUCAGCAUUCUGCUCCACGAAGUUAUCAAGCUGAUGUACCACGCGAGAGUAAAGGACCCAAUCUUCAUCAGGAUCGGCACCUGCGGUGGUAUUGGCUACGAAGGCGGGACGGUAAUCAUCUCGGAGGAAGCCGUCGAUGAGAUGAUGAAACCUUAUAUGGAAUUGUUGGUGCUCGGAAAAUUGGUGCGCCGACCGGCCAAGCUCGACCGGCAGCUGGCCCGCGACUUGAAGGGUCUGGCCCAUCGCGACGAUCCCUACGACACCGUGAUCGGUAAGACCAUGUGCUCGAACGACUUCUACGAGGGCCAGGGCCGCCUGGACGGCGCGUUCUGCGAGUUCACGGAGGCCGACAAAAUGGAUUAUCUCACCAAACUGCAGAAGGCCGGCGUGGUGAACAUCGAGAUGGAGAGCCUCUGCUUCGCCGGGCUGACACACCACGCCGGCAUCCAGUCCGCCGUUGUGUGCGUGACGCUGUUGGACCGACUCAAAGGCGACCAGGUCAUGGCGCCCAAGGAAGUGUUGGAAGAAUGGCAGAUGCGGCCGCAGAAGCUGAUCGCGCGCUACAUCACCUCGUACCUUCAGCGCAAGGGCCGCCUCUCUCUGGAGGGUUCUCACGGUUCCAUGUACGUGAAGAGUCCGCGCCGGUUCAAACUGGUGCAGCAGGAGUCUGAGAAUUACGAUUAAAUAAUUCUCAAACCGACCCGAAGAUGCGGCCACGAGGAUCUCCCAAGGUGCGAUCGGCUCGACUGCGGGAUCGGUCAACUUGCGCCGCACAAGCCGCUGUAUCCGUUUGUUUGCUCGCGAACAGUUGACCUAUUCGCGAAGAGGGUAGCGAUGAUAACGGCGUGUGCAGGAAAUACGGGAGAGUACGAAGGAUUUGAGCACAGGAAUGGAUUUGAACAAUUUACAUAUCGUGCACCAUAGGAUAUUUUUCGCGUCUCCUGAAGAGCGUAACUGUCGCAAGCGUUUUAUUUUUCAUGCAUAAUAUUCGAAUUGUUCAAAUCUGCUUCUUCGUUAACUAAAUCUUCCCUGUUAGAUAGAUUCCCGUUCGGAGUAUUUGAGACAAUUUUUUUAGAUAUUUCCAAGCACCGUUGACUUGUGAUACGAGGGUUACUUCAGAAGUCAAGGCAGCCAAUUCUUUCGGAUAAGUGCGUUUUCAAAUUAUAUAUAUAUAUAUAUAUAUAUAUAUAUAUUAUAAAGUAUACGCUACGUUAGUCAGAUCAGUUCUUUGUGGAGAGUUUUAGGUAACGGAAGCGAGCAAAAACGCACAAUUCGUACUUAUCGUUAGUUCUUUGUUCCGCGGGAACGCUGCUACCCAUCUCUUGCGAGAGUUCUACACGGUAGAGCAAUAGAUUACUCCAAAGUUUCGAACUCUGUAUGUACAUUGUCUCGCGUUUUCGCUCACUUCCCUUGCCUAAAACCCUUCCCAGACAACUGACUGACGUUAAUCGGUAGAGUAUAUCGCGUCUUUUAAAAUAUUUCGAAAUUUCUUCAAUAAAACGCAAUUUCCCGAAAAAAAAGAUGGGCUACCACGACUGAUGAGUAGGUGACCCUUGUAGUUAAAUUGCGCAAUCUUGCUUUGCAUUUUACCGUGCGUGUGUUGAAUAUUCAAUUCAAAUUAAACUUGUUUUACGAGUUCCUGCGUUCCGUAGAUUAUUGAUAAUAAUUGUAAUUAAGAGUUAUAUACAGUUGCUCGCAUCGCGAGAAAGCACGCCGCCGUUGCGCACACCACGUGAGAACGCGUUGAUUCCCCGAGACCUCCGCGAAAAUUAAUCAAUACCGAAGCGACCGCCAAAGUUUCACCGCACGUUUUCGCGCGGUGGCCCAAGUACAAAAUGUGCAGAACUGCGCUCGAAAACAAUGCACAUUUUUCCACGACCACAUAUCUUUCGAGGCCGGGUGCACCGUCCUUGAUUAGCGCGGCCUGUGAUCGUAAAAAGUACCUUUUCAUCCGCAAUAUUAGAUUCUACAAUUGAAUCAAAGUCAACUUCUCGUUGUUCGGAGAGAUCGAUAAGAAAAAAAUAGUUCGGUGCAUUCAAGACGCAUACAGAAUUAUAUCGCAGCUGCUAUGAAAUCAGGAGAUUACUCGAAAGACGUUAAUCAAAAUGGUGCGGCCGGUCACGUGUAGUUCUGUAGAGAUUUAAUUUUAGGAUUCGCAACCACACACGCGUUCGCGCAUUCGCCGAUUAAACGUACGACAUUUGGACGAUUUUUUCCCUCCUUUUCGCGCCGUACCAAACGAGCGACGACGAUUCUCUCUUCUUCAGGGAUUUGUAUCGAGAAAUUAGAUAAAAUCCGCCAACGGGCCUAUUUCGCGGUUUAUUAUGAGGUUUGCGUGUUGCGUCGAGAGCAGUUUCGAGAGAACUUGUAAAUUUAGCUGCGCGCGCCCGCCGGCGUGUGACGUACACACCCGGCGACGCGAAGAAUCUAUGUAUUAGCACUCUUAGCAGUUUGGUAGAAGCACACAUUCCAUAUAUAUAAAACAAUAUAUAUAAAUAUAACCAUAGUCAAACAACUAGAGCGCGUUUUCGUUCGAUUAUUAUCCGUAACGUGGGCGGUGGCCAUGCGUAUUGUAUAUGUACACAUACGCGCGACACAGGAAAUGUCGGAGACGACCCUGCCCUAAAUUACAUUGGGAUUGGAUGAGGAAUUACAAUAAAAAUAACGUUUCAACAGAU
This is a messenger RNA of Vollenhovia emeryi, 3521 nucleotides long. RefSeq names its product uridine phosphorylase 1. The transcript is spliced from 6 exons. Bases 415 to 1527 code for a protein of 370 amino acids. Gene Ontology annotation, cellular component: cytosol; cytoplasm. Gene Ontology annotation, molecular function: uridine phosphorylase activity. The record is from RefSeq and is a predicted model, not a curated record. NCBI's taxonomy places the organism in Eukaryota, Metazoa, Arthropoda, Insecta, Hymenoptera, Formicidae. Gene Ontology annotation, biological process: uridine catabolic process; nucleotide catabolic process.